AGGGGCGCGGCCGGCUUCCGCGCGCGACGCCCCCCUGCGGGGCCGCGGGCGCCUGCCUCACCUGGCGGCGCGCCAAGGCGGACGACAGCUCCCGUAUAUACGGCCGAUCGAGAAAACGUUCACAAGCUGGAGGCGCACCCCCUCGGGACGCUUCUCCAGGGCUCCUCAGAAGGGGGUCCGCGCCCAAGGAGGGCGGCGGCCACGGCGCGCGCGCGCGGCCAUGCCCUCCGCGACGGUCGGCCUCUACACCAACUACAUUCAGGAGAAGGUGAAUCCCAUCUUCGAGAGCAUGGUCGCCGCCGUGCUUCUGCAGCAGCCCCAGGACCCCGCCGAGUUCAUGGUCGGCUGGCUCCUGCGGCAGGACCAGCACGACCGGGGCGAGUUUGCCCUCCUGGCCGAUGCGAACGAGAUCGCGAGGCUCACGCAGGAGGUGGAGCGGCUGCGGCGACUCAAGGCCGAGCUGCAGGAGUCCCUGCGGGCCCAGGACGCGCCCAGCUGAGACGCGCCCGGCGGCGCCCGCGUGCCGGGGCAAGCCCGCGCGUUUCGGGAGGGGGAUGCGAUAACCAGAAGGAGGGCGCGGCGGGGAGCUCCAGAAAGCGGCCCCCGCCUCCCGGCGCGCCUCCCAGGCGCCUCUUCGCGUUCUUAGGCCACGGCCCCAGCCCCGCGUCGGUCGCUGGCGGGCUGCGGCGGGCGCGAGAGGAGACGGCCGCGCCCCCUUCUUCUUUUUUCAUUAUUCC
Messenger RNA from Prorocentrum cordatum, 737 nucleotides. The record is from the annotation of a GenBank genome assembly. Lineage: Eukaryota; Dinophyceae; Prorocentrales; Prorocentraceae.